Cherax quadricarinatus is the source of this 2175-nucleotide messenger RNA. Lineage: Eukaryota; Metazoa; Arthropoda; Malacostraca; Decapoda; Parastacidae. The record is from RefSeq and is a predicted model, not a curated record.
AUGACUUAUUCUAGUGAGUAUCAUGUAUUUUUUCCUUUUCAUUUCAUUUCAGAAUUUAAUGAUGCAAAUACCUUGUGCAACUACCUUCAAGCAAUUAGUGACCUAUUAGGGGGAACUACCUCUUAUCUAAUCAGUGAUGUAACGGAAGGUGAUUCUGAGGAUGAAGAUGAUGACUCGAUGGACUCCUCAAAACCAGUUGAUCCUGUUUUAUGUAAGCUAGCAGAGGAGUGUGUAUCCGUGGUGAACAGCACAGAACAUGUAGGAUGGUUGCUAAGUCAGGUAGAGCGGCAGGUAUCCCCCGAAGUAUUACUCCACUUCUCCCGUCUCACUCAUCACCUCCUGACAGCUCCAUCUCUACAGCUUCAUCAGUGCAGAUUACUGUACAGUGUUGUUGCCCGGCGUCAGCUGUUACGGUCCAUGUGGAUGGUAUUAUCUAGUCUCCAGCAGGGAGCUCCUCUGCCAGGAAAUAUAAGCACUAUGACUUCAAGUUUUGGUGUGCGAGGAGCACCAUUAUUACAGGUGUUAGCACGUGGUUCUCCCCUGGCUCCAUAUGAACGAGAUACCCUGGUACCCCUCCUGGCUACGUUUUGUGCUACACUUACAGCAGUUCUCUCAACUCUUCAUGACUCUGAGUUAUUAGGGGAUCAAGAUGAGACAGGAGGGCGUCGAAACUCGAAAGUCUCUCAAAACCAGUUACCAUUUACCGUGGAGGAGCUUGUGAAGAUGUCAGCAAGUCUUCGAGAUGUUUGUGUUGGUCUAGUUGAGCUGGCACAUCCAGACAUGAGAAUGUCAGCUAUCACUGACACUUCAUACAAGACUAUGUGGGCUCAUUGUUUCAAGGUGUGUGUUGGAGUGGUGCGCCAGAUACACCUUCGUGACACCAGACGGAUGUUCUGUCCAGAAGGUCAUUGGCUUAGUUCUCGUGUAUCAUUACCUCUAGGUAACUGCCAAACAGCGCCGUUUGUUCCACGCACUAGCCGGAGACAGAGGCGAUUGUUCAUGCCUCAGAGAUGGCUUACAAGAGAUGAACUAGAAACUGAAGGUCCACCGUUAUCUAUCACAGAGCAGCGUCGAGCCACCAUUUUACAGGAACUUCCAUUUGUCAUUCCCUUUGAGUCGCGCACACAAGUCUUCAGCACCUUGGUUGCUAGUAACAGAAGCAUGAGUCAGAUGCGUGCAGAUUUUAAUGAAGGACCAAUGAUAAGUGUAUCUAUAAGAAGAACUCAUAUCUAUGAAGAUGCCUUUGAGAAAUUGUCCCCAAGUAAUGAACCCAAUCUCCGAUUGCGCAUGAGAGUUCGUCUCAUGAAUGCUGUAGGUUUAGAUGAAGUUGGAAUUGAUGGAGGUGGAAUAUUCCGAGAAUUUUUAUCUGAAUUGCUAAAGACUGCCUUUGACCCAACUCGAGGCUUCUUUCUUUUGACCCGAGAGAACACUCUUUACCCAAACCCUGGAGCACAUCAUAUAGCUGAAGACUACCAGACACAUUAUUAUUUUAUUGGACGAAUGUUAGGGAAGGCACUGUAUGAAAAUUUACUAGUGGAAGUCCCAUUAGCGGGAUACUUUGUGUCCAAGCUUUUGGGACGAUCAUCAUCAUCAGUUGAGUUCCAUCAUCUGGACUCCCUUGACCCCGAGCUUUGUCGUAACUUGCUAUACCUCAAGACCUACCAGGGAGAUGUACAGGAUCUGGGCUUGGAUUUUACAGUUCUCAACUCUGAUCUUGGCCAGAACACUAUAGAAGAAUUAAUUCCAAAUGGUUCUAAUAUAGCAGUCACAAAUGAAAACCGAAUUGAAUACAUCUAUCGAAUGGCCGACUACAAGCUUAACAAGCAAAUUGCAAAGCAGAGUCAAGCUUUUAAGAAAGGAGUAGCAGAUGUUGUACCUCUGGAGUGGCUGCAGAUGUUUGACUGGAGGGAACUUCAAAUGCUUAUUUCUGGAGCCUCAGUUCCAAUUGACCUGGAAGACCUCAUGGAUAAUACCAGAUAUGGAGGAACGUAUAACGCUGAGCACCCAACCAUACAAGCAUUCUGGCAGGUUCUCCGAGGAUUUGAUGAAACUCAAAAACGACAACUUCUCAAAUUUGUUACCAGUUGUUCUCAUCCUCCUCUUCUGGGGUUUAAGGACUUUGAAAAAACUAUAACUGACAUGCCCAUGCAUUCUGUGUCAUGCCCAGACUUGUAG